AUGCGCAGGCUUCCGCGCCCCGGGCUGCGCUGGGGCGCCGGAUUGCCUGGAGUCCUCAGUUUGGGGCAACACGAGAUACACCGAGGCUGCGCAUGUGCCAACACCUGCCCUGGCUACAAGGCCUAUGGCUGCGCGGGCGCCAGCAACUGCGAGAUGGACGCCCGCGGGGGCCUUCUGACGCUCACCGAAGAGGAGUGGUGCAGCAGAGGCAUCCCCGGUGAGCGCCGCUUCGCCAACGUGGAGGAGGUCAUGGCCACUGCGCGAGCGCAGCUGAAGCAGACGCUGACCAGUAUGGUCUGGCCAUUGGGCUGGUGA
Effrenium voratum is the source of this 315-nucleotide messenger RNA. Lineage: Eukaryota; Dinophyceae; Suessiales; Symbiodiniaceae. The record is from the annotation of a GenBank genome assembly.